AUGUCGGAGUACGGAAGCGAGAUGUCCUACCGUGGGCCAGGCUCACCAGCCCGCUCUCAAGAGGAUCCCUCCCAAGCUUCUCAAUCCGUAAGGAGCAUGGCCUCUCCCACUUCCUCGCUUCGUUAUGGAUCUGAAAGCAACUUCUCGGCGACGUCCGGCUUCUCGACUCGCGGCACUAACCAGGCCCGUCAGGAUCUCGGAGUGGCGCCUCGUGACCAUAGACUUGUACAGGUGCAAGGGAUGCAAGAUGACCUCGUCGAUGAUCCGAACACUCCGAGAAUGUACAUCUGGGGCACGCGCAUCUGUAUCUUCGACGUACAACGGGUUUUCACCGAUUUCAUCACCAAGUACAACCCGAAGAAUGUCGAUGAGGACGAGGUGAUGCUCCGCGAGGCUGGGGGUGGCCAUCAUGAGAUCAACCACAAGGCUCCCUUUUACAUGCAACGCCUUUUCGAGAUUGACCAAACUGCGGAGACGCAUCUUGAUAUCAACCUGGCUCAUGUGAAAGAAUUCUCUGAUGCCCUUUAUCGCAAGAUCAUCGCGUAUCCUGGAGAUAUCAUCCCCUACCUUGACGGCGCGGUCAACGAGAUUUUCCAAAAGGAGUACAACCGCAACCUGCCCGGACAAAUCGAGGUUCGCCCCUACAAUGCCGACAAGACUCGUUGUAUGAGGAACCUGGACCCGGUCGACAUUGACCAGAUGAUCACGAUUUCUGGGAUGGUCACCCGUACCUCGUCCUUGGUGCCGGAAAUGCGCUCAGGGUUCUUCCAGUGUACAAUCUGUGAGGCCCCAGCCCCGGAAGCGGAAGUCGACAGGGGUCGUAUCACCGAGCCUGUGACUUGUUCCACUUGCUCGAACUCUCAUUGCUUCCAAUUGGUCCACAACCGCUCAAAGUAUCUUGACAAGCAGAUCAUCAAGCUUCAGGAGAGCCCUGAUGACAUGCCGGCUGGUCAAACUCCCCACACUCUCACCGUUUACGCCCACGGAAAUCUCGUCGAAUCCGUGCAACCUGGUGAUCGCGUCACAGUGACCGGUAUCUUCCGUGCCCAAGGAGCAAAGGCCAAUCCUCGGCAACGUGCGCUCAGUUCUGUCUACCGCACUAACAUCGAUGCCAUUCAUUUCCGUCGCACCGACACAUCGCGUUUGCACAAGGACAAUGGCGAAAGCCUUACCGAGGAUCGCAUCAACCAGAUCAAGGCCCUUAGCAAGCGCGAGGACAUCAUGGAGAUUCUGGCUAACGCCAUUGCUCCGUCGAUUUUCGGACAUAUGGACGUCAAGAAGGGCAUUCUCUGCCUUCUCUUCGGCGGUACUCGCAAGGACGAUGAGCGCACGCAAAAGACCAAGCUUCGAAGCGAGAUUAACAUGCUGCUCUGUGGUGACCCUGGUACUGCCAAGUCGCAGCUGCUGCAGUACGUAUAUCGUCUCCUGCCCCGCUCCCAAUACACUUCUGGAAAGGGCUCAUCGGCUGUCGGUCUGACGGCCAGCGUGGCUCGCGAUCCCGAUACCAAGCAAUUGGUUCUUCAAACCGGUGCCCUCGUUUUGGCCGACAAUGGUGUCUGCUGUAUCGACGAGUUCGACAAGAUGAACGAGGGAGCUCGGUCUGUGCUGCACGAGGUUAUGGAGCAGCAGACCCUUUCGAUCGCCAAGGCGGGCAUCAUCUGCCAGCUUCACGCUCGCACUUCAGUCCUCGCUGCCGCUAACCCCGUCGACUCGAAGUGGAACCGCGAUAAGACGAUUGUCGACAACAUUCAGCUGCCGCAUACGCUUCUCUCACGUUUCGACCUCAUCUUCUUGAUGGUCGACCCGCAAGAUGAAGCCUACGACCGCCGACUUGCCGCCCAUCUCGUUUCGCUGUACUAUCGCCGCGCUGGCGAGGAUGUCUCCGAGAAGUUGGACACCUCGUUGCUUCGUGAUUAUAUUGCGUAUGCCAAAGCCUUCGUCACCCCGCAGCUCUCCAACGAGGCCUCGCAGUUCUUGAUUGACAAGUACAUCAACAUGCGCAAACUGGGGGCUCGUCUUGGUCAGAUCACCGCAUACCCUCGUCAGCUGGAAAGCUUGAUUCGCCUUUCGGAAGCCCAUGCCAAGAUCCGUCUAUCCUCUGAAGUCUCGGUUGAUGACGUCGAAAAGGCUUACAAUCUUCACCGUGAAGCCCUGCGUCAAUCGGCUGUCGAUCCGGCAACUGGACGUGUUGACGUUGGAAUUUUGGCUGCAGGAAUUUCUACGAGCUCGCGUAAGCUGGUCGCAAAGAUUGUGGAUGAGGUGACGGCGUAUCUCCAGAAGGGAUCCGCCCAGAAUCUGAAUGCCAGGAACUUGUUCACAGCCAUGCAUCAGAUCGAUAGGUCCAUCAACCGUAACCUAUUCGAAGAAGCGCUGGCUGAGCUUAUGAAGAAGGAGACAAUUGUCCGUACCGGAGAGCGCAUCCGUUAUUUGCCGAAGCGCAGC
Molecule: messenger RNA, 2442 nt
Organism: Mesorhabditis spiculigera
Lineage: Eukaryota; Metazoa; Nematoda; Chromadorea; Rhabditida; Rhabditidae
Source: the annotation of a GenBank genome assembly